This is a messenger RNA of Durusdinium trenchii, 1578 nucleotides long. NCBI's taxonomy places the organism in Eukaryota, Dinophyceae, Suessiales, Symbiodiniaceae. The record is from the annotation of a GenBank genome assembly.
AUGACUGAGCCCAAGUCAUUGUUAGCGGAACGUGAGAGGGCGAAUAGACACACGAAGACUGAGUUGAAGUGUGUGAUGGAUAGGGUGGGCAAGGUGAGCAAGGGCAGAACCACACACGCGCACGGUUUGAGCUGCAAAGAAGGCUUUGGCGUUGGCUCUCCACAGGAAUUGUGGCGAAAAAGAAGCCUCCAGCAGUUGGAUGCCACAUGCACGCUUUGCCUUCUCGGUGGGAACCAUCACUGUGCUGUGACAGUUCGGCUGGAGAUGGAUUUCAUGCGGAGACGCUUGAGCUUGCGGCGUGAAGCAAGUUUGGCGCAGGAGCCGGGACAAGUAGAACUCGUGUCCGAAGGAGGUGGCGGAUCGCCGAUGCCAGCGUCCAUUGUGGGAAAACAGAGCCUGGCUGGGCUAAAGACGGACGAAGAGUACUUGGCAGAGUUGACAACAACUUGCAAGAAGAAGGCUGGUGACUUUGAAGAUCGGCAAAAGCUGCGGGAUGAGGAGCUCGUGGCCAUUGGCGAGGCCGCCAAGGCCAUCUCGGAGAUCACCAGCAGCAGCCUGGUCCAGAUGAAGGCAAAGCAGGCGUCGAAGAGCACGGUCCUGGCGCAGCUGCGGAGCGAGGUCCUGAGCCCGGUGCAGGCACAAGUGGCUCGAUUUCUGCAGCGUGAGGCCACCCAGAUCAACAGCCGGGUCCUCUCAGCGCUGGCGGAGCGUGCCCUUGCGGAUCCCAUGGGCAAGGUCAAGAAGAUGAUCGAGCAGCUCAUCACACGUUUGGAGGAGCAGGGCCAGGCGGAGACCACCAAGAAGGCUUGGUGCGAUUCCGAGAUAAGCACCAACAAGCAGACGCGUGAGGAGAAGAGUGAUGCUGUGAGUACACUCCAGGCAGAGAUGGAUAAGCUUCAGGCGGAGCUUGAGAAGCUGGACGAGGACACCACGGGUCUCGCCAGCGAGCUCACUGAGCUCGAGGCUGCGGUCUCCCAGGCCACUGAGCUUCGUGCGAAAGAGAAGGAGAAGAACGAGGCCAACUGGAAGGAAGCCAAGGCUGGCCAGGAGGCCGUGGCCAAGGCCAUCCUUGUCCUCAAGGAGUUCUACGCCAAGGCUUCCAAGCCCUCGUUGCUGGCUACAAGUCGGACUUCGACCUCGCGACUAAGAGACGCGCCAGAGGUCUUUGGCGAUGAGGCAUACCAAGGUAUGAAGAACACCAAAAGCGGUGUGAUCUCCAUGUUGGAGGUCAUCGAAGGUGACUUCAGCCGCUUGGAGGCGGAGACCACCAUCGGCGAGGCCGCAGCGGCGAAAGAGCAUGAGACCUUUGUGGAGGAGUCGAAGCUCACAAAGGUUGAAAAGUCCAAGGAAGCAGAGCAUAAGAAGUCCCGGAAGCAGGAGAAAAGCUCUGAGCUUUUGAGUCUCAAGGCAGAUCUGAGGGGCACCGAGAAGGAGCUGGAAGCUGCGGAGUCCUACUAUGAGAAGCUGAAGCCUGAUUGUUUGAAUGAUGGUAUGUCCGCGGCGGAGCGGAUCGCCCAACGCGAGCAGGAGAUGAAAGACUUGAAGGAGGCUCUCGAGAUGCUGAGCGCGGCCGUUUGA